This is a messenger RNA of Plenodomus lingam JN3, 171 nucleotides long. The record is from RefSeq and is a predicted model, not a curated record. Lineage: Eukaryota; Fungi; Ascomycota; Dothideomycetes; Pleosporales; Leptosphaeriaceae.
AUGAAGACUCUGUUCAAUGGUUACGUUCGUAAAGCUAGAUGUUGGCUAGAUGUGACUUCGCGACCAAAACAGGCUGCAAAGUGGACUGACUGGAGGUCCGACGUCAUUCGAGCUCGGACCAAGUAUCCAGAAUCACGCACAUGCAACGAUACAAAUGUCCUUUCUGCAUAA